Messenger RNA from Penaeus indicus, 828 nucleotides. Its product is annotated as craniofacial development protein 2-like. Gene Ontology annotation, biological process: chromatin remodeling. The transcript has 3 exons. Bases 1 to 828 code for a protein of 275 amino acids. NCBI's taxonomy places the organism in Eukaryota, Metazoa, Arthropoda, Malacostraca, Decapoda, Penaeidae. Gene Ontology annotation, cellular component: nucleus. The record is from RefSeq and is a predicted model, not a curated record.
AUGCUGUACUACUCCGGAAGCAGAACGGGAAGAAACGGUGUGGGUAUCAUCCUCGAUGAAGAGCUCAAGCAAAGGGUGGUGGAAGUCCAAAGGCCCUCAGACAGGUUGAUGACAAUUAAGGUGCUAGCAGGAAAGAGUCUGAUCAACAUCGUGAGUGGUUACGCUCCACAGAUUGGCUGUGAAGAUCAAGAGAAGGAAGAGUUCAGAGAACAACUUGAACAAAUUGUUAGAGAGAUUCCUGAGGAAGAAGAAAUCAUCCUAGGAGCUGAUCUGAACUGUCAUGUAGGAGAAAGAGCAGGAGGUUAUGAAGCAUGUCAUGGCGGUUUUGGAUACGGCCUGAGAAACGAGGAAGGAGAGAAAAUGCUAGAGACAUUGGAGAGCUUGGAACUAGUCUUGGUAAACACCGGAUUCAAGAAGAGAGAUGAACAUCUAACAACAUACCGAAGUGGAGAUAGCAGUUCCCAGAUCGAUUUCCAAGUGGUGAGGAAGAGAAUCCGUAAAAACGUGAGAGAUGCAAAAGUGAUCCCCGGUGAGGCAGUUGCUCCCCAGCACAGACUUCUGGUCAUGGAUGGGACGUUCUCUAAGAAAAGGAAAGGAGAAACAACAGGAAAGAAGAUCAAGGUGUGGAAACUACGGAAAUGUGCAGGAGAAUACAGAAGGCAAAUUUGGAAUGGAGAAAACAUCCCAGAAGGUUGGAGGACAAGUAUACUAGUGUCAGUGUAUAAACAGAAAGGCGAUGUAUUAGAAUGUGGGAACCACCGUGGUAUCAAGCUCUUGGAACACCUCUUGAAAGCAUAUGAUAAGGUGCCCAGAGAGCUGGUCUACUGA